CUGACUGUGCUCCGCAAUGGAGGCCCCAUGUGAGAUAUUAAACCAACCCUGUCUCUUUGAUGGGGCAUAAAACCGACCCGCAGCCUACAUAUACGCUACUACAACAGGAUUCUCUUCCCGCCGUGAAUCACGAGCGUCUUUCUCAAAAGUGCGCUCAGUAGCACCCAUCGCACAAGCUGCUUUUUCACACAUACCGACGAGCAUCAUGACGUCUUCGAGUCAGGAGGCGCAGGGACUCAGCAACGAAGUUCUCCUAGUGUCCGUCCCCAUCCCUGCAAAUGAAGAGUGGAUCGCCAACCUCAAGGCCGCGCAUCCGGGGCUCGAGAUUCGCUGGGUAGUCCGACCAUUGAGCGCCGGCGCGGAACCCCUAUCCGAGGAGAUGUACGACAACGUCAGCCUGCUCUUCACGCUGUGGCCCCAUCCCGCCGAACUGCUACCGAAACUCCGCUUUGUCCAAUUGAUCUCGGCCGGUGCUGACGGAUGGCUCGACCACGACCUGUACAAGAAGUCGGAGAUCACGUUCUGUACGGCCAACGGAGCUCAUUCAUCGCAGAAUGGGUCAUCGGCACUUGGCUCAUGGCGAACCACCAUUUCCUGGCCUAUGGAGACAUGCAGAAAGAGAAAAGGUUCAGUCCUACGUCCCUGUUCGCAUAUGACUCGCCCGGACUCCGCAUGGGCGUCCUGGGGUAUGGGGCGAUCGGCCGGCAGGUCGCCAAGAUCGCGCAGUCCCUGGGGAUGGAGGUCUACGUGUACACACGCAGCGAGAAGCCGACACCGGAAUCCCGCAAGGACGACAGCUACUGUGUCCCGGGCACCGGGGACCCGGACGGCCUCGUGCCCGCCAAGUGGUUCCACGGUUCGUCCAAGGAGGAGUUGAACGAGUUUCUUGCCCAGGACCUCGACAUCCUCGUGUUGAGCCUGCCCCUGACGGGAGCGACCACGCGCAUUCUCGGCCGGGAGCAGUUCGACAUCCUAUCGAAAAAGCAGACGUUCGUCUCCAACAUAUCUCGCGGCAAGCACAUUGACACGGACGCCCUCCUCGACGCGCUGCGCGAAGGCAAGAUCCGGGGCGCGGCCCUUGACGUGACCGACCCCGAGCCCCUACCGGACGGACAUCCGCUCUUCUCGGCGCCCAACGUCUUUACCACGCCGCAUAUCAGCUGGCAGACGCCCCAACUAUUUCCCCGCGUCGUCAGCAUGCUGGAGAGGAACUUGGAGAACCUGGCGACGGGGAAGCCGCUCAUCAACGUGGUGAAUCGCAAAUACAACUACUGAGAGAGCGCCGCGGCCCAUGAUGCGGCACAUGCCGUUGGGGGGGAUCGUCGCCAAUGACGGGGCGCACCUGGGGAAGGCUUGCACAGAGAGCUGGAGUCGGCGGGAUGGUAAUUAACAGGCAUCGCUGGUGGGGAAGACGAUCGGUUAAUUAGUGGAGGAACAGUUUCCUAGAGGGAGGGAGACUUCAACGACAUAUUAGACUUGGCUAUGACACGAACAAACGCGCCGUGCCUCUUUUACCAAAAUACUUCAUCUCCC
This is a messenger RNA of Thermothelomyces thermophilus ATCC 42464, 1533 nucleotides long. RefSeq lists its product as uncharacterized. Bases 481 to 1275 code for a protein of 264 amino acids. NCBI's taxonomy places the organism in Eukaryota, Fungi, Ascomycota, Sordariomycetes, Sordariales, Chaetomiaceae. Gene Ontology annotation, molecular function: NAD binding. The record is from RefSeq and is a predicted model, not a curated record. The transcript has 2 exons.